CAGUCUCACUUUCUACUGGAGAGAAGAGGCUGGAAUUCAUUCUGCUUUACUUUCUGGAUCUCAUUUUUGCAAAGGCUCUGAAGGAAGAAAACCCUGAAUUUAGAAUCCAGAGUCUGUUGAAGGCAAUUUCAACAAAGGUCAUGGGAGAUCAAGAACUACCUGUGGUUUUGGUAUCUGGAUUUGAAGGACCGCUUAGUAUAUGUGAGGAUCAUGUUGGAUAUCUGCAGAAACACUUUAAUCUCAUUACCAUGCAGGAAUUUUUGGAAAAUAAAGCACAGUUCAGCCAAACCAUCCAAGCUGUCUACAUAUGGGCCGGACAGCCAGCCAUCAACCAGGAGCUGCUGCAGAGCCUGCCCUCCUUGAAGAUCAUUGCCAAUGGAGGAGUAGGUUUGGAUCACCUGGACUUGAAGCUCAUUGAUCGCUUUGGUGUGAAAGUGGCCAACACACCAGAGGCAGUCUCCAACCCCACUGCAGACAUGGGGAUGGCCCUGUUGCUGGCUUCAGCCAGGAGACUGGUGGAAGGUCAUGAGUUGGCUUGUUCACCAAAUACAAAGGUAAUUUCAAUAAAUUGGAUGGGUAAAGAAGUGACAGGGGCCACUCUGGGAAUCGUUGGCAUGGGAACCAUUGGCUACAAGAUCGCUCAGCGGGCCAAAGCCUUCAAAAUGAAGAUUCUGUAUCACAAUAGGAACCGCAGGGGUGUGGUGGAGGAAAAGGCUGUUGGGGCCACUUACUGCGAGCACCUGGACGACCUGCUGGCACAGUCGGACUUUGUGAUGCUGUCGGUCAGUCUGACCCCCCAGACCCAGAACCUGAUUGGGAAGAGGGAGUUGAAACUGAUGAAGCCCACGGGGACCCUCAUCAAUAUUGGCCGAGGUCUUUUGGUGGAUCAGGAAGCGCUGGUGGAAGCCCUGCAGAGUGGGACGAUCGAAGCUGCCGCAUUGGAUGUGACUUAUCCUGAGCCCCUGCCAAGAGAUCACCCUCUGCUGAAGCUGAAGAAUGUCAUCCUGACCCUGCACAUUGGGAGUGCAACUCAUCAAGCCAGGCACCAGAUGAUGGAAAACAUGGUUGAAAGCAUCCUUGCCUCUCUCAGUGGCCUUCCCAUUCCCAAUGAAGUGCUUCUUAAAUGAGAUAUGAAAAUUCUGUGGAGUGAAACCUGGCAGAUUAAACAAGAGAUACCACUGUG
Molecule: messenger RNA, 1183 nt
Organism: Echinops telfairi (small Madagascar hedgehog)
Lineage: Eukaryota; Metazoa; Chordata; Mammalia; Afrosoricida; Tenrecidae
Product: glyoxylate/hydroxypyruvate reductase B-like
Exons: 6
Coding region: 141-1127 (328 amino acids)
Cellular component (GO): cytosol
Molecular function (GO): hydroxypyruvate reductase [NAD(P)H] activity; glyoxylate reductase (NADPH) activity; NAD binding
Source: RefSeq, a predicted model, not a curated record